Messenger RNA from Anopheles aquasalis, 1131 nucleotides. Its product is annotated as trypsin II-P29-like. Gene Ontology annotation, molecular function: serine-type endopeptidase activity. Gene Ontology annotation, biological process: proteolysis. The record is from RefSeq and is a predicted model, not a curated record. NCBI's taxonomy places the organism in Eukaryota, Metazoa, Arthropoda, Insecta, Diptera, Culicidae.
AUGCGAAUCAAGGAUACGGAAGGAUUCCAUUGUGUCGACGUAAACCGAAACCAAUCGGACAACGUGACCCCUCCGGUAACGCACCAUGGUGACGGUACGGUAGUGGCGGUGGUGAAGGUGAAGCUGCUUGACGAUAAGGGCUACUACAACCAUAACUUUGGCCUCAACGCUCAACCGCCACGGUUGCUACGAUCAAUUCCAACUCCCCGCAAACAGCAGCACCAACAGCAGCGGAAUGGAAAACUGAAACCGCCAGGAACUGGAUCGAAAAACGCACAAAUCGUCGGUGGAUGGUCGGCGGAGGAAGGUGAUGCUCCAUUCAUUGUUUCGCUCCGCAAUAUGGUGCACGAGCGGGAGCACGGUUUCGGAACGGGAUUGUAUUGCGGUGGCUCCCUGAUUAACGCUCACCUGGUACUGACCGCAGCUCAUUGCCUUAUCGUGGAACCACCGAACCUGGCCGUUGUGGCCGGUGUACUAAACCGCUACGAUCGGUCCGCGCGCAUGCAAUCCCGCACCGUCCUCAGCUACCUGGUCCCGCCCGAAUGGGACCGACCAACACUGUUCGCCGAUAUCGGCUUGAUAGCUCUCGAUAAACCCUUUGAGCUGAAGGGCCCCGAUACGAUUGGCAGCGUGCAACCGAUCGCACUUCCAACGAGCACUCCUCAAGAAGGAACCCGUUGUAUGCUGUACGGUUGGGGUAAGGCCCUCGAAGACCACUCCGGCCGUCUGUACUUUCCGAACUGGCUACAAAAGGCGGAAGUCGCCGUACUGAAUUUCGAGCGUUGCAACCAGUCCAUUAGCAUCAUGCUGCACGUCCCCGGUGGCACACUUUGUGCCGGAAGGUACGAAGGGCGCGUCGAUUCCUGCCAAGGUGAUUCCGGUGGCCCGCUGGUCUGUGGCGAUACUCCGACGGUCGCCGGUAUCGUGAGCUUCGGGUGGAAAUGUGGCCUUCCGGGGUACCCUGGGAUAUACACCGACGUGUUUCAGUAUCGAGAAUGGCUUCAGCUAUCGAUCGAAUCGGAUCCGCACACUUGGUACAAGGGCAGCGGGCCGGUGUCUCGGUGGAAUGCUCGUGGGAUAGCCAGCGUUCUCGUGAUUGCUACACUUCUACACUGGCACCGGCCACUGUGA